AUGAAAAAGAAGACACUGCUUCUAUGUUUUAUCCAUGGCUUCAAAGGUGACGAUGAUACCUUCGAUAGGUUCCCAUUUGAUCUUAAGGCUCUCGUUAGCCAUGCGCUCCCACAGCUGAAUAUCGAGUCACUAGAUUCCGCGAAUGGCAAGCUACAAACUCGCGUGAUAGAUCUUGAAGUUGCCGCUGGCACGCAGUCCCCGACGAUCGACCCAUCGGUUCGAACGGUCCUGGUCACACAUUCAAUGGGCGGUAUUGUCGCAGCCGACACUUUGCUCUCAAUUAUUGAUGACCAAGUGGUGAAAUCCGGUCACAACAACCCAGAGAAAUUUAUGUUCCCAUACAUUCAAGGGAUUCUUGCCUUUGAUACACCCUACCUUGGAUUAUCCCCCGCAAUUUUCGCCCAUGGAGCAGAUACAAAUCUAAAGACCGCAUCCUCUGCAAUAUCACAAGUUAGCGCACUGGCAUCUGGAUUAUUUGCGACGCGUGCGGCAACUGAAGGUUCAAAAGCCUUGAACCAACCUCCAUCCAAUGAGGAUAAAGGGAAGGAACCGGAAACCCCUGGAUUUUGGUCACAGUGGGGCAAAGCUGUCUCGUACGCCGGCGCAGCGAGUGUCUUGGCGGCAGGCGGUGCAGUAGCUUACUUCAAGCGAGAUGAACUGGGAGAAGGCUGGGGUUGGGUAUCCUCACAUCUGGAAUUUGUCGGUGUAUUGAUGAAGGGCGAAGAACUCAAGGAGAGAACAGAACGAGCGUCGAGCAUUGAGGGUAUUGGGUUCGCAAACCUUUAUACCGCACUCGGAGACCGUGGCAAAGCCAAAGGCGAGCGAACGUUUUGCAUAUUACCCCAGAAGGGUGGAAAAGGAUGGUUUAGGUGCACAAAUACCAUGGCUCAAGACGAGGUUAAUGCGCAUGUCAGUAUGUUUCAUCCCAAAACCAACCCUUGGUACUUUGAGAUGUCGCAAUUGGCCAAAGAACUUGUUGUUCGAUGGGCCACCAAUGAGUGGUCCUACUUUGCAUCUGGAGACAUGAGAAUGUCAAUGAAUGGGAGAAUACCGGGGCGAGACGAGUGAUUAUGCCGCGUGUGCCUUUUUUGAGUAUGGAAUACCGUGAAACAGUUGAUAGCCUUAUCUUUUUAUAGUAUUGCAGAUUUAGCUACACUUGACCUUUCGAUUUCCUUUUGAACGUCGGAGGAUUCCAUAUGAUAUGCUUGCCGCAUUGCAUUAUAUCGUACACUAUGCCCACUAUACCGUUAUAAACCUGCUGGUCAAACUCUGCCCGUACAGUGCAGUAGGAUAGUAACUUACGAGUACGGUUCCUCCCCUGUAUUCUCCACACCGGAUGGCUACCGGCACUGUACCGUACUGCUGCCCGGUGAAUUUUACCUAUCGGGUAU
Molecule: messenger RNA, 1391 nt
Organism: Tuber melanosporum (Perigord truffle)
Lineage: Eukaryota; Fungi; Ascomycota; Pezizomycetes; Pezizales; Tuberaceae
Exons: 6
Coding region: 1-1068 (355 amino acids)
Source: RefSeq, a predicted model, not a curated record